AUGUCAGCUAAGCUUCUAGUGGUUUUCUUCCUUCUGUCAGUGUUUCAAGCCUGCUCUAAAAAGGUUGAAGAGGAUGAAUAUGAAGAUGGAACGACUAACCAAAAAUGGGUAUUAGCUCCAAAAACACAGGACACAGAUGUGACUCUCAUACUAAACAAGCUGUUGAGAGAGUAUGACAAAAAGCUGCGGCCGGAUAUUGGAAUAAAACCAACAGUUAUUGAUGUUGACAUUUAUGUCAACAGCAUUGGUCCUGUAUCAUCAAUAAAUAUGGAAUAUCAAAUUGAUAUAUUUUUUGCCCAGACAUGGACAGACAGCCGUCUUCGUUUCAACAGUACCAUGAAAAUACUGACUCUGAACAGCAACAUGGUUGGUUUGAUUUGGAUACCAGAUACGAUAUUCCGGAAUUCCAAAACAGCAGAAGCUCACUGGAUCACUACCCCCAACCAGCUCCUCAGGAUAUGGAACGAUGGGAAAAUCUUGUACACUCUCAGGCUUACCAUCAAUGCUGAAUGCCAGCUGCAGCUACAUAAUUUCCCAAUGGAUGAACACUCAUGUCCAUUGAUAUUUUCUAGCUAUGGCUAUCCUAAAGAGGAAAUGAUUUACAGAUGGAGAAAAAAUUCAGUUGAAGCUGCUGACCAGAAAUCCUGGAGACUCUAUCAAUUUGAUUUUAUGGGUCUUAGAAACACUUCAGAAAUCGUGAAGACUUCUGCAGGUGAUUAUGUUGUCAUGACUAUAUACUUUGAUUUAAGUAGAAGAAUGGGAUACUUCACUAUCCAAACCUACAUUCCCUGUAUAUUAACAGUUGUUCUUUCCUGGGUAUCCUUUUGGAUUAAAAAAGAUGCCACACCAGCAAGAACAGCAUUAGGUAUUACCACAGUAUUGACUAUGACAACUUUGAGUACCAUUGCAAGAAAGUCAUUACCUCGUGUCUCCUAUGUCACCGCUAUGGAUCUGUUUGUGACUGUGUGCUUUCUAUUUGUCUUUGCUGCUCUGAUGGAGUAUGCAACCCUCAACUACUACUCAAGUUGCAGGAAACCAAACUGUACUAAGAAGAAAAAGUCGGUAAGAUGGGAUUAUCUUUUACUUUCUGUUGUGUGUAAUUAUUCUGUACUUGAUAUGAGACCACCAACUACAGUCAUCACAUUGAACAAUGCCAUGUAUUGGCAAGAAUUUGAAGAAGCAUGUGUCUAUGAAUGCCUGGAUGGGAAAGACUGCCAGAGCUUUUUCUGUUGCUAUGAAGAAUGUAAAUCAGGCUCAUGGAGGAGAGGACGGAUUCACAUAGACAUCUUAGAACUGGACUCUUACUCUAGGGUCUUUUUUCCUACAUCCUUCCUGCUGUUUAACCUGGUCUACUGGGUUGGAUACCUCUAUCUUUAA
Rhea pennata is the source of this 1377-nucleotide messenger RNA. RefSeq names its product gamma-aminobutyric acid type A receptor subunit gamma3 (gene GABRG3). Gene Ontology annotation, molecular function: benzodiazepine receptor activity; GABA-A receptor activity; GABA-gated chloride ion channel activity. Gene Ontology annotation, biological process: nervous system process; signal transduction; gamma-aminobutyric acid signaling pathway. The record is from RefSeq and is a predicted model, not a curated record. Bases 1 to 1377 code for a protein of 458 amino acids. Lineage: Eukaryota; Metazoa; Chordata; Aves; Rheiformes; Rheidae. Gene Ontology annotation, cellular component: GABA-A receptor complex; postsynapse; plasma membrane. The transcript is spliced from 9 exons.